This is a messenger RNA of Aspergillus wentii DTO 134E9, 2475 nucleotides long. Its product is annotated as Mcm10/DnaG-type zinc finger protein. Bases 1 to 2475 code for a protein of 824 amino acids. NCBI's taxonomy places the organism in Eukaryota, Fungi, Ascomycota, Eurotiomycetes, Eurotiales, Aspergillaceae. Gene Ontology annotation, cellular component: replication fork protection complex; nucleus. Gene Ontology annotation, biological process: DNA replication initiation; DNA replication. Gene Ontology annotation, molecular function: DNA replication origin binding; single-stranded DNA binding. The transcript has 2 exons. The record is from RefSeq and is a predicted model, not a curated record.
AUGACCAGCAUGGUCGAAACAUCGUGGCCGCCGAAAUCCCCCAAGGAGGCUCUUCUGAGCUCUCCCAGUGGCCGGAAGAAGUACCAAGAGAUGCAGCGUCGUCGAGAGAAUCUAAGGUCGCCGUUGAAACGCACAGCAACUACGCCUGAUUUUGGAAGCAAAGCAACACAGCUAUUGAGUGACGGCGUGGAUGGCGGAGAAGAUGAGGAAGAUGAAGAGACUCUCCAAUUGAAGCUGCAAGCCAUUGAAGCUCGUCUGAAAUUAAAGCAGCUGCAAAAGAGUCGUGGGAAACCAACAUCCUCGUUCGAGGACGGAGACGAUUCGUUUUCUCGACCAACUUCAUCCAACAGUUUCUCGUCGCGAUGCCAAGACCAAGCUUCCAGGAUAAAAAGUCCACAUGCUACAAAUAACAGAAUCCAGCCUGAUGAGGUCCAGGUUCCAUUGUCGCCAACGAGGCGACCUCCUGCGGGCGAACCUGCGUCCCCGCGGAGGUUUCUGCUUGGAAUUGACAAAGGGCUGAAGGGUGGUGAUAUAUCGCUAAAACGUCCACCUAGGAUAAACCCGGAUUCUCGACCAACGAGCAGCAGGCUUGGGAAUAGAGAAAGCGCAAUGACUCGUACCGGUGACAUAUUUGCACACAUGCCCUCUUCUGCUGGUGAGGCACCACGACCAAAGAGCUUCAGCGAACGCAUGGCGGAAAGCAGGUCCGUCGACAAGUCUCGAAAAGAACGGACGGAGCGAGCAGAGAGAAUCCAGAUGAACCGAAGCUCGGCAUUCCAGUUCGAUAAGACAGAGAUGGAGGGUUUCAAAGCAGCUGCCGCGCAAGCUACAACAAAUCCUGCUUCGAGAUCCCCUACGCGGAACCGGCAAACAGAAAGUUUCAGCCGAGAAGAUAUCCUACGGUCUUAUAAUCACCUCAAUUCUCCCUCAUUGAAAAGAAGCAACACGACUUCCGGGGCACGCAGUCAGGAUAGGGACGGCAACGCUAAAGAAUCGCGGUCUUAUUUCCAUAGGAGAAACCUCAAGUCUGAAUCGGACACUCCUUCCAAUCCCAAUGGCUCUCAAUUUACAAUCACGGAUCAAGCGCGGAAUGAAAACGAAGGUGCCGUGGAAAAAGCGCCUGACCCGACAAAAUUUGAAGCCUACUCUUCAUUAAACCUUUCGAAUCGCAUCUUACCGCAUUCCUUUUUGUCACGAACACUUUCUGACAAGAAAGUCCUCCGCAUUCCUGAUCUUCUCAAAACCGUGAAAGCGCCGGACUUUGAACUGCCCGAAGAUAUCGACGGAGACUACGUUGUGUUUGGAAUAGUCGCGUCGAAGUCCGAACCUAAGCAAGUCAAGCAGGCGAACAAUGUUUCUACGAAGGAAGUUGACCCAUUUGAUGAUGGCCUGAAUAACAGCAAUAGAUACAUGGCUAUUACUCUCACCGAUCUCAAAUGGACCAUCGACCUUUUCCUUUUCGAUACUGCCUUCCCACGAUAUUACAGACUAUCCGAGGGUACCGUCAUCGCCAUUUUGAACCCUACAAUCAUGCCACCACCCAGGAAUAAGAUUGAUACUGGCCGGUUCAGCCUUUCGAUUUCCUCGUCUGAUGACAAGGUUCUUGAAGUUGGAUCCUCCCUGGAUAUUGGCUUCUGUAAAGCAGUCAGAAAAGAUGGCAAGACCUGCCAGUCAUGGGUCGACGGCCGUAAGACCGAAUUCUGCGACUUCCACAUCGACCUCCAGGUCCGCCGCACACAGUCCCAGCGUAUGGGCGUGAAUAACGGACCGGGGUUGUUUGGCCCUGGUGGUCGUUCAGGCUCUCGAACAGGCUUCUUCGGCGAAGGGAAGAAGGGGGGCUUCAAGAACAACGGAAUGAAGCCAGAGGGUGCUCGAUACGACGCCGGCUCUCAAUCCGUUUACUACGUCGCCCCAGCCCCGAAAUCUAAAAACUUCAGCAGUGGCCCCUCUUUCCAUCCCACAGCUGGUGGUCAAUCUGCAGCUAGUCUGAUCGAUGCAGACGAAGACCCAUUCAUAGCGGCAGGCAUGAUGGGUCGCGGAAAUGAGAGCAAAGAAGAGCGUCUCCGAAGACGCCUGGUAAGUCAACAACGCGAGCGAGACAUCACACAGAGACUUGUCACCUCCGGAGCCAAGGGCGUGGGUGCCGAGUAUCUGCGGGCUCGAACUGGGGAACAAGCUCCAACCCCCAGUGACAAUGAAAAGACCAAACCCACUCCUUCCACACAAUCCUCAGCAGCCAACACCCUUGGUCUAACCGGCUUUCGAAAGGCGAAUACGAUAAGACUGAGCCCGAAGAAACGCGCCUAUGACGGCGACAAACCGCAUCAUGGCAGCGUCAAAAAGACCCGAUUCAUAACCUCCAAGGGCAUCAAAGAAGCCGGGAGAGAUAGUCUCGGAGGCAGCGAUAUCAAGCUCAAGGCAAGCCAAAAUAAUAAUAAUGACGACGACGACGACGAUGAUCUAGACAUCAUCUAG